Rhinocladiella mackenziei CBS 650.93 is the source of this 2043-nucleotide messenger RNA. RefSeq lists its product as uncharacterized. NCBI's taxonomy places the organism in Eukaryota, Fungi, Ascomycota, Eurotiomycetes, Chaetothyriales, Herpotrichiellaceae. The coding region runs from base 1 to 2043 and encodes 680 amino acids. Gene Ontology annotation, molecular function: protein serine/threonine kinase activity; ATP binding. The record is from RefSeq and is a predicted model, not a curated record. Gene Ontology annotation, biological process: peptidyl-serine phosphorylation; peptidyl-threonine phosphorylation. The transcript is spliced from 2 exons.
AUGGUUUGGUACGAACAGGAGUGCAACAAAGAUGACAUCAAAUUACGUGAAGAUGAACGAGACACAUUUCUUCGUGACGGGAAAGGUCUGCGCAAUGGUCACUUUGUGAUUUCGGGAAAGGACAAUCUGCAAACCGAUCCCUAUUCGCUUGAACGUGAAGAAGAGAUCCUGGAAACAUAUUUCAAGGGCGUACUCCGCUUCGUUGUGGAGCACUUGCCAAAGCAUCUCGUCGUCGAUGUUUUCUGGGACUUCUAUCGACCGACCAGAAUCCCCGAUACCGCCGGUAGCUUUUCAGAAGCUGUCUCACACGAGCUUGAGAAAACCAUAAGAGAAAACUUCGAAGGAGAUAAGUAUUUCCCUCCAGACCUGGUCAACAGAAUUUUCUCCAAGGAGGUUACUGAACGAAUCAUAUCGGAAGAUCCCAGCCUAGAGGACAUCGAGAAAACGGUGCUGUCCGCCAAAGUUUUCAACACCUCUGUGAAGUUACUAGCUGUUUGCUUGUCGGCGAGGCUGCCAUUCAAAUGCUUGAAAAAGUUAUUGGAUUCCGUCAAAGAUCUCUCUGACCUUAAUCCCUGGCCAAUUUUGGACAGAGAAAACGGGCUUGGGCUCCGCGAUCGGAGGCUUUUCCAAGAAAACAUACCGAAAUUCUUUCCUCAUAGAUUCGAACUGCGGAAAGGCCUGCCCCUCGCUGACGAUCAAGAUGAUGUAAGAAUUUUUAACAACGGAGAAGUCGUUCCUAUCUAUUAUCCAUCAGGAGCCAAGAAAUUGCUCGGGGAAGGGGCGUUUGGGGAAGUUUUCGAGGCCAAAAUCCAUCCACGCGCUCAUCAUUUCUCAAAAGACAAACAUGAGAUAUUCGCUUUGAAGCAAUUCAGUGGCCGCAUGGAUUCCAGCGAGCGUGGAAAUCGCGAAAAGUUUGAUCAAGAACGGCGUGCUCUAGAAAUGAUACAGAAAUUCCGCACUCAACCUCAUGAUCAUAUUGUUCGUUAUUUGGCAGCUUGGAGCCGGAGAAAUAAUUUCUACAUCUUAUUCGAACUGGCAAGCAUAGACUUGAAAACUUUCAUUGCUGGAUCGGAUGAUGGUUAUUCACAAUCAAGUAAACCGCUCAGACGAAAGAUACCGCGACAGCAGGACUCAAGGUUACCAAUUAUCGAUGAGAAGUUUGAAGACUGGAUCAUGGAACAAGUGACCGGGUUAGCACAGGCUCUUGCCUAUGUGCACGAAAUCACGUUUGACUACCGAUCAGAGUCGUCUUUGGUAUCGCGAAAUUCUUCGACGCUACAAAUUCCUCAUGUCUAUCCUUAUCGGCCAAGAGCGGUCGGUUUCCAUCACGACAUCAAGUUGGAUAAUGUUCUCGUUUUCAACUCUGUGACUAGAGGUUACGGCACUUUCAAACUGGGCGACUUUGGUUCUGCGAGGGUGAAGUUAUCUGAAUAUUACACUGUAAACAGAACCCCUCAAAUGGCCAGGCAAGAAAACGGUGCAGUAACAUAUACAUCGCCUGAUCUGGAAUUGAAAGGGGAGACGACCAGGAAGACAGAUGUAUGGGCCUUGGGUUGCGUCUUUCUUGAAUUGAUGCUGUGGUGUUUCGAUCGGGAAUUCACGGUUCCGAGGUUUUCGCAAGAGAGGCUCAACGACGAUAAGGGGCCGAGCAGGACCAACAGAUUCUGGCAAACGACAGAGUCCGAGUCAACGGCGGCACUAAAACCUUGCGUCUCCAAGAAGAUUGAAAUACUUCGGCAGCACUGCAGAAAACGGAAAUAUUUCAAGGUCUGGUUCGAUUGUGUGGAGGGGAUGCUUCAAGUCGAUGCGGAAGAACGGAUCAGGGCUCACAAACUUAGCAAUAUCUUAUCCGACAACUACAGACGCCUCCAGUACGACCGAGAAUGGGACACAUCCUCCAUUUCUGACGAUGAUGGAAGAGAUCUUGAGCCGGAACUGCCUAUUGCUCUUCAGGAUUCUGAGAACGAUAUGGCAGAUGUGCUGUCGGCAGGGCCUCUUGAUCAGACUGCAGCGCCUCAAAUACUCGUUUCCCGGGUAGACUGA